GUUCAAAAUAUAACUGUGAUUUAAAGAAUGACUAUCGAUUCGACUAUCAUAUCUAAUUUGACAAAUUGCCCAAGAGCUAUUUCUCACAAGGAUAACACAAUUUAGUAUUAUUUACAGACUAUAAUUUUUAUACUGACUGGCAGAAAUUUUGCAGUAUCAAUUUCAUAGAAGAAAAUUACGUAUAGCUAAAGCAAUAUCGAUUGAAAAUCUAUUAUACGUAAAGAAGGAAGAUUGCCAAAUUAUUAUUUCCUUGACACUCUAAAUAACAGUAACAAGUUAUACGAAGUUGAAACUACGAAAUCGAUAUUAAUAUCCAUAGUUUUAGAACGAACUUUUAAAAAAUCAUUCAUUCCAUGAUGGACUUCUUUGAGCAACGAUAUUACGUGAUAAAUAAACGUUUUAUGUCUUAUUUUGAUGAUAAAAGUAGCUGAAAUAGGGAUAACUGAUAUCGAUGCUUUUAUUGAAUGCAUUCCUCCCAUAGUGGUGAUAAAGGGUUCCAUGAUAAAGGCUUUCACUGUCGGUUUUCAUAUAAAUCAUUUUCAAGUACUUUUAAAACAUAUUGAAGAAGAUUGGCGAAAUUUAAUAGAUGUUAAAGAAAUGGCAAUUCUUUCAAAAUAUGCUGAAACUGGCCGAAAAUUUACGAUAUGGUAUACGUUCUACAUAACUUUCACAACAUUAUUAUAUCUGUCAUUACCUUUAUCGCCAAUCUUUCUUAACAUUUUAUCACCGUUAAAUGAAUCACGAAAAAUGGAACUUCUUUUUUGUACGGAAUAUUUUGUUAGCGAGGAAGAAUAUUUUAAUGAAAUUUUGUUUUAUGAUUAUGCAAUUACUGUAUUAGUAGUUGCAGUAUUAAUUGCAACUGAUACAAUGUAUAUGAUGUAUUCAGAACAUGCUUGUGGUAUAUUUGCAAUUGUAUGUUAUCGAUUAAAUAAUAUAGGUAAAUGCGAGAAUACAGAAGAAAAAUAUGACAACAAUUUUCUUAAUAAAUCAAAAGAUGAUAAUUAUGACAAAGCACAGGAUGAAAAACAUUAUCAAGAACUUUCAUUAUGUGUCAAAAAACAUAAACAUGCUAUUGAAUUCGUUGAAUUACUCCAAACAUGUUACACAGAAUCUUUAAUAAUACUAUUAAUAAUUAAUGUAGUAGGCAUAAGCAUUACAGGAGUUCAAACUAUAAUCAAUAUACAUAAUUUGUCAGACGUAUUCAGAUUUGGUUUUUUAACAAUAGGUGAAGCAUUUCAUCUUUUUUUCUUGACAUUACCAAGUCAAAGGAUAAUAGAUCACAGUGCUAAAGUAUUUGAAAAUAGUUACAACUCACGUUGGUACGUACUUUCCUCGAGAUGCAAAAGAACGCUUAGUUUAAUACUAUUACGUAGUAUGACACCAUGCCAAUUAAUGGCUGGUGGAUUAUAUUCUAUGACAUUAGAGAAUUAUGUUUCGCUAGUUCAAACGGCUAUGUCUUACUUUACGGUAUUAUCAUCGGUACGAUAAGAUCUGUGUAAAAUUGCAACACUAAGCGAAUUUAGAACCAUUACUACAAUUAAAAGUCAUCUAUGUACUAUCGUUAAAUAUUAAUAGUUAAUUGUAAUAAAAGAAUUUAAACGUCAUAAAAAAUUCAUGAGAGGUGUGAGUAAUAUUUAAAUAAACAAACAAAAGAAAAUAUUUAAUAUGAUAUAAGAAAUAACAAGAAUUAGAAGAUGGGAAUAAUGUUUGAGAGAGAAAGAGAGAGAGAGAGAGAGAGAACAACGAUUGAUGAAACGUGUUAAUAUGAAAGCCAUAACGAUUAAUGUAUGUAACUAUCUUUUAUUUUCUUAUCAAUUUUAU
Messenger RNA from Vespa crabro (European hornet), 1821 nucleotides. RefSeq names its product odorant receptor 63a-like. The transcript is spliced from 9 exons. Gene Ontology annotation, molecular function: olfactory receptor activity; odorant binding. Gene Ontology annotation, biological process: sensory perception of smell; detection of chemical stimulus involved in sensory perception of smell. The coding region runs from base 415 to 1488 and encodes 357 amino acids. The record is from RefSeq and is a predicted model, not a curated record. Gene Ontology annotation, cellular component: plasma membrane. NCBI's taxonomy places the organism in Eukaryota, Metazoa, Arthropoda, Insecta, Hymenoptera, Vespidae.